UCAACGAUCCAACCAACAAGUCAGUCAGUCAGUGUCAGCCCGUCGUCGUCGUCGCAGAUUCUCCUCGCCGGUCGUAUAUCGUUCAUGGUCCAGGUGGCGUCUCAGCAAAGCACAGCAUCCCCCAGAGUGAUACUAGCAGCAGCAGCGUCUCGCGAUCUCGAGCGGAAAAUUGGAGUGAAUUAAUUCGGCGCAAAAUCGCAAUUUGUCACCUUUAUGGAGUCUUCUAGCGUGGAAAUCAGACCGAGCAGAGCAGUUCAGAAGCAGUUAGGAAUUUCCCGUGGAAAACCGCAAGAUGGCGCCCAAAACGGCGACGGAAACAGAUGAGCACGUUGGCGCGAAAAAUAGCCACGUGGCGGCCACCAAGCGUCGCGUCAACCCGAACCUGGUACUGCUCAAGGUGUCCCUGUUUCUGAUCUUUGGCGCAACGUCGUCGCUGGUCCCGUACCUGACGGUGCACAUGCAAAGUCUCGGACUGACGGUGGCCGAAAUUGCAACCGUCUAUCUGACGCUGCUGGGGACGACCUGUCUGAGUCCGCCCAUCACCGGAUAUUUGGUUGAUCGAUUUGGCCGGUACAAACCGGUGCUGCUGGUGGCACUGGUGCUGAACAUUGUGUCCCAUCACGCGUUGGAUCAGUUUGUGCCGCGGAGGGCCACGACGGAGCUGAGGACUUUGGUUGCGAAGGAGUACGGGGGAAACGAGGCUGGGAGGGAGUUUGUGGCUCCCUCCUGCCUAACACUGUGCCCAGAACUAGCCGACCCAGAGAACACUUACAUCCAGUUCUGUUCACCAGAAGUAAAUGAGACCAGACAAAUUGAACUGACAUUCUUCAACGCAGCAGCUGACUCCCUCACCACAUGCGGCUUAGUAACUCUCGAAAACUGUACUCUAAAGAAAGUGAUCCAAAACCAUCUCAACGUAGAAUGCCGCCUCCCCCGUGUACCGGAGUACGAUCGGACCUUUUGGUACUACCUGCUGAUCCGAUUCUUUGCCACAACCAUGCUGACAGCCACCCUAACCAUAACCGAUCCCAUCGCGUUGACGAUGAUCGAACAACACGGGGGUGACUUUGGUCGCGAGAAGUUGUACUCCAGCGCUGGAAUGGCGAUCUUUACUCCGCUGACGGGACUGAUGAUCGACUACUACUCCAGCGGCACGGGCGAUACCAACUACAGGCCCGCAUUCUACACGUACGACGUUCUGCUGGGAUUGUCGCUGAUUUCGGUGGUGUUCCUUCCGGUUGGCCACAAACAGCCCUCGGAGAGCAUCAUGAAACAUCUGUUCAAGAUCCUGCGACUGCCGCACGUGCUGAUGUUCAUCUUCUUCCUGUUUUUCUUGGGAGCGUUUUGGGGCUUUAUCGAGAGCUAUCUGUUCGUGAUCAUGAAAGAGAUGGGCUCACCGAACUACCUGCUGGGACUGACCUACACCGUCGGAACGGUGGCCAGCAUUCCGAUGAUGUACCUGACGGGGCCGAUUACCCGGUGGGCUGGGCACGUGAAUCUGCUGGUGGUGGCGUUUCUGGCGCAUGCACUCAGGAUUCUGGGAUAUUCAUUUAUUGAUAACCCCUUCUGGUGCUUCCCGAUCGAGCUAAACGAGGCCAUCUCGUGCUACUUCAUGUGGGUCGUGGCCACCACGUACUGCGCCGUGCUGGCGCCGAACAACCUGGUGGCGACCCUCAUCGGAGUGUCCGGAAUGGUGCACUUUUGCCUGGGUAAAGGCGUCGGAUCGUUCGUGGGUGGUUUCUUGAUUGCGGAACACGGAACCAGGCUGGGCUUCCGGUACACCGGGUACAUUGCGCUGGUUUGUGGUGCCUGCUACAAGCUGCUGCAUCUGGUGUGGCUGAAAAAGUAUGAUAAACCGAGCAAGGAGGAGGCUGCUGAGCAUGAUCAGACCGUGCUGCAAACGAUGCUGGAGAAGAGAGUGUCGUUGGUCCCGGCAGGGGAACAGUUUGCGGGAUUGACUGAGAGUUCAAAGUCGGCUGCCUGAAUACUAGUGUAAUUAAAUCUUUCAAUUGUAGUAGAAUGUAGUGCAAUAAAUCAACAAUUUAGUUGUUUGAAACUA
Molecule: messenger RNA, 2059 nt
Organism: Culex pipiens pallens (northern house mosquito)
Lineage: Eukaryota; Metazoa; Arthropoda; Insecta; Diptera; Culicidae
Product: major facilitator superfamily domain-containing protein 6-like
Exons: 3
Coding region: 293-1984 (563 amino acids)
Cellular component (GO): membrane
Source: RefSeq, a predicted model, not a curated record